Messenger RNA from Notodromas monacha, 204 nucleotides. The record is from the annotation of a GenBank genome assembly. Lineage: Eukaryota; Metazoa; Arthropoda; Ostracoda; Podocopida; Cyprididae.
CUGAUUCAGAAGCACCAACGUCAGACGACUGACGAAGAUGCUUCCAGCGUUGCCGAGUCGCACGGUGACUCGUCGCUCGACGACUACGAUCUCGACGACGAAGAGUUCGACGAUGAAUUUGAGUUCGACGGCGUGGACUCUGACGGGGUUCACGACCGCUCGGGCUCUUCAUCGUCCUUGUUCGGUGGUAAGUGUAUGCAGUGA